Molecule: messenger RNA, 3979 nt
Organism: Larimichthys crocea (large yellow croaker)
Lineage: Eukaryota; Metazoa; Chordata; Actinopteri; Sciaenidae
Gene: nrg2b
Product: neuregulin 2b
Exons: 12
Coding region: 580-2706 (708 amino acids)
Biological process (GO): nervous system development; animal organ development; intracellular signal transduction
Molecular function (GO): signaling receptor binding
Source: RefSeq, a predicted model, not a curated record
UAGGGGAUAAAAAAAAAGGACCCGACCUUGCCUUUGUGCGUGGUGUGCGUGGUGCGUGGAGUGCGUAUCGUUUCUUGUGUGAUUCCCCCUGUGCGCGCAAGAAGCGAGCUGCUUUUUUUUCCUUUCCAGAGAGAGAGAGAGAGAGAGAGAGGGGCAAUGCGCCCACCCAUGCGAUGCUAGCCUAUUAGCUGGAGAGAGAGAGAGAGAGAGAGAGAGAGAGAGAGAGAGAGAGAGAGGUUUCAGCCCUGGACUCGAAAGGAGGCUAAUUUACGAGUCUUGUUUUGCCUUUCAGGAAAAGGGGAGAUAAGAGGGGGGAGGGUGGUUUGGUGAAGGAGAAUGCAGCAAUCACAUUUUUAAGCAUGCAGAAACGGGCCGUUUCCGGUUCCUAGGCUGGUGUGUCCCCCCAUCCGAGGCCAGCAGCCGUAUGGGGAAAGCAGCGGCAGACACAGAUGGCAUGGACACUUCCACAAGGUCUGCCGCUCUGCCCUGCCUGCUCUGCCGGAGCCCGUUCGCCGCCGUCUCUCUCUUCCAGCUCGCUCCGCCGCCCAGCAGCACUGCAGCACAGCACAGGCUGACGGCAUGAGGCUUGAUCCAGUGCAUUUCUCCAUGCUGGUCAUCGGGGUCUCCUUCGCCUGUUACGCCCCGAGUCUCAACUCCCUCCAGGACCAGGCGUACCGAUCAACCGUGGUCAUCGAGGGCGAGGUGCGCUCCUCCCCGGAGAACGUCUCCUCCCGGGAGCCCUACAGUGUGAAUGUCAAAGUGCUGGACGUGUGGCCCGUCAACAGCGGCGGCCUCGAGAGGGAGCAGCUCGUGACCGUCGGGGACUUCGGUUCCGAGGCCCCGUGCACCACGGUGGAGAAGGACCACAGAUAUAUCUUUUUCAUGGACCCGACCGCCGAACCUUUGGUAUUCAAGGCAUCGUACGCCCCUGUGGACGCCAGCGAGCCGGAGCUGAAGAAGGAUGUGGAGAGAGUGUUGUGCGAGGACUGCGCCUCUGCUCCAAAGCUUCGGCUGACUCGAGGCCAGUCUCUGAUGGAAGGGGACAAGCUGUACUUGAAGUGCGAGGCAUCGGGGAAUCCCAGCCCUUCCUUCCGCUGGUACAAAGAUGGACACGAGCUUCAGAAAGGCAGAGACCUCAAAAUAAAGACCAACAAAAAAAACUCAAAGGUGCAGAUCAGUCGUGUCCGUGUGGAAGACUCCGGCAACUACACCUGUGUGGCCGAAAACUCACUAGGACAAGAAAACGUUACGAGUAUAAUCAGCGUGCAGAUCUUGACCACCACCACCCCGUCUCCAGGUGUUAGUCAUGCGAGGCGCUGCAACGACUCGGAGAAGACGUACUGCGUCAACGGAGGAGACUGUUACUUCAUACAUGGUAUUAACCAGCUGUCCUGCAAGUGUCCCAAUGACUAUACGGGGGACCGCUGUCAAAACUCCGUCAUCACCGGUUUCUACAAGCUUCUCAGAAUUAAAUUUAUGGAAGCUGAGGAGCUCUACCAGAGGCGGGUGCUGACGAUCACGGGCAUCUGCGUGGCAUUGUUGGUGGUUGGCAUCGUUUGUGUGGUGGCCUACUGCAAAACCAAGAAACAGAGGAAGAAGAUGCACAGUCACCUACACCAGAACCAGAAUCAGCGUGUGGAGCAACCCAUGUCCAACGGACCCCACCCCCCCAGGCCCGGUCCAGAGGAGAUCCCUUUAGACUACAUCCCCAAGAGCGUCCCGACAACAGAGUGUGUGAUCAGCCACGGAGCCGAGGGUGCAGGCAACUACGCAGGCAGCCGAAUGUCUACCCGCUCCCACCACUCGACCACUGCCUCACAUGCUUCCAGACACGAGGAGCAGACGUGGAGCAUGGAGCGAACGGAGAGUAUGAACUCAGACUGCCAGUCAGGUGGGCUGUCCAGCUCUGUGGGAACCAGUAAGUGCAGCAGCCCGGCGUGCAUGGCGAGGAGAGCCGCCCACUGGGGCUGUACGGACGUGUCCGGACCGGGAAUGCAGUACGGGGAUUCCUAUGACUCCCUACGAGACUCGCCUCACAGUGACAGGUAUGUUUCGGCGUUAACCACGCCGGCGCGCCUGUCUCCGGUGGAGUUCCACUACCCCCCGUUGCCGCCCCAGGUGCCCACCUUCCAGAUCACCUCGCCCAACACAAGCCACGCCCUCUCCCUGCCCCCCAACGCUGCCGCCUACCACAGGGACGAUGACCAGCCGCUGCUACGAUGCCCGGAUGAUGGAAGUUUAUACAGGCAGCCUCGGCGUCCGCGACGACCCUACCUGACGGAGAGCACAGGGAGUCUACCGUCCAGCCCUUACCGUCUCCCCGACGACGAGGCCUACGAGACCACGCAGGAGUACGCCUCUUCACGGGAACCCAUCCGGAGCCGGCGCCGGCCGCGACGCAACCGCCUCAACGGACACAUCUCCCAGCGUUCAGCGGGCCUACGGGACUACAGCUCGCAGAGCUUCAGCCAGUCAGAGGAGGAGGAGGAAGAGGAGGAGGAAGAGGACGCUCACGGGGAGAGCACGCCUUUCCUCAGUAUGCAGAACAUGAACAUGGACCCGCCCUUAACCGUCCCGGGUUUCCGUUCGUCAUCCGGUGCGGACACACGGACUCACCGCGGGCUCAGUCGGCCGGGGACGCGCAGCAAUGGGCAGAGCCGCGGCUCCCAGUCGCAUCGCUCCAAGGCUGACAACAUGCCCCUUUAAGACUUAACCUACCCCGCCCUGCCACCACCCACCCCCUCCACCUCACACACUCCCCUUCCUCCUACACACAACCAGUGGACUAGAGACCUGCACCUAGGAGAAAUAUUUUUAUUUUGUAUAACAGACAGAUAUUCUAAACAAAUGAAAUAUUUAUUUUCAUUUCAGCAAAAAUUGUCUACUAGCUAACAGCAAAGACUUUUUUUAUAACGGGGGGGAAAUAUUUAUAUGUAAAGUUUUUUGAUUUACAGCAUUAUGAGAGAUGAAAAAAUAAGAGAAUUACGUGCCAAUUUUUUCACAAGUUAGAUAAAUAGAAUAAUAUUGUGGUGCCUUUUGCUGUAUGCUGAAGUCGGAGGUCCCAUUGAGUUUUUGUAGCCUUUCUUAUAAAGACUCCUCGUUUUUAUAGAGACCAACCCUCUUCCUUUUGCUUUGGUUUUUUCUCUGAUUUGGGAUCUUCUUCUUUUUGAACUGUGAUCUGAUUAUGUCAUCAUGCAAUAUUGAUUCCUCCUGUGUAAAAGGUGUCUGUUUACAUGAGUAUGAUCCACGCGACGCGCUCGUUUCACAGGGACAUUAAGUCACUGACGCAAACCGGAUGUAGGGUAGUUUUUUUUUUUUCCUCUUGGAUGAUUUUUUGGAUGAAUCACGUCACGCCAUCUCUGUCUUCGUUCGCUGCCUCUCGGUCAUUUGUUGUUAUUUCUGUAAAACUAAAAGUGUUAGGGAGCUGUCGAUGGGAAAAGUGACUCCAGAUUCCUGUGUAGGUGUUCAGGGUGCUGCCAUGACAUUGGUGGUGCUUGCAGUGUGUGUGUGUGUGUGUGUGUGUGCGUGUGUGUGUGUCUGUAUGUAUACACCUCAUGAAGCCUCAUUUGGUUUUCACCUCUGUUCACCUUCAAGGGUGUGGUCUCUCUUGUUUGACUGACAUGCUCCUUCCACCAAUCCUCACGCUGCCAGAAGCUCCAUUGCACUGUAAGAACCUCCCUCCAUGAGCAGUCAUUGGCCAGGGAGCUGCCGAUCCAAACCGAACCUAACCAAUCCAGUUGUAAUCCAGCCUGACUCUGGCCUCCCGUGGACUGCCCAGCCCGCCCGUUUCCUAUGCCAGCAGCUUAGAGCCGCACUGUGUCUCAGGACUUCCCCAUCACAUCACAGCCAAAAGACUCAAAGCAGAGAGCGCACGUCAUCUCAGUCACAGUUCAGUCCGCAGGCCAGAUCCACAUCCCCUCACUCUCCUUUUUCCUGUCUGUCUGUCAAGGUUUGUUGCGUUCACUCGUGGUCAUGAUGG